This is a messenger RNA of Terrapene triunguis (Three-toed box turtle), 4890 nucleotides long. It is a transcript of the gene ASPNAT, whose product is annotated as N-acetyltransferase 8 like. Gene Ontology annotation, cellular component: mitochondrial membrane. The transcript has 3 exons. Lineage: Eukaryota; Metazoa; Chordata; Testudines; Emydidae. The record is from RefSeq and is a predicted model, not a curated record. The coding region runs from base 105 to 974 and encodes 289 amino acids. Gene Ontology annotation, molecular function: L-aspartate N-acetyltransferase activity.
UCCGUUUGUUUCGCACUCAUAAAAAGCUGCGCCUCAGUUAUUGCUUGGCGUAUUUUGUUUCUUAUUUAAAGCCGGGCUCCUUUUUUGUUUCUCGGCCAGUUUGCAUGCAUUGUUCGUCUCCCAAAAUGGUUUGUGAGACUAAGAUUGUGGCGGAAGAUCAUGAAUCCAUUUCAGGAUCCAAAAAAGAUGCGAUCAUUGUGUCUUCCUCCCAGAUGUGGCCCUCCUUAUCCGGCUCACCUUCCUCCUCUCCCCCAGCUUCUCUGAGUGGCGUGGAAGGGGAUUUCAAGAAAGACAACGUUUAUAUACGAGAAUUUCAUCCUUCCGAGCAAGAGGUGGUGCGCCGUAUAUUUUAUGAAGGAAUCAUGGAAAGGAUUCCUAACACCGCAUUUAGAGGGUUAAAACACCAGCCCCUCAUUCAGUUGAUCUAUGGGAUAUUCGCUAUAAUAUGCUUUGUUGUGACCAAGUCCUUGCUGCUGACCUGCUGUUUGCCCAUCUUUCUGAUGGGUAUGAGGUACUACUUCAGUAGAAAAGUUAUCCUCAGCUAUCUCGAGUGCGCGCUGCAUACGGACAUGUCUGAUAUUGAGAAUUAUUACAUGAAACCACCAGGCUCCUGCUUCUGGGUAGCUGUGUUGGACGGAAAUGUGGUGGGAAUCGUGGCUGCGAGAGGCAAUGAGGAAGACAACACCAUGGAGCUGCGCCGCAUGUCCGUAGAUUCCAACUUCCGGGGUAAAGGGAUUGCCAAGGCCCUGGGCCGCAAAGUGCUGGAGUUUGCCAUGCUCAACAACUAUUCCUCCAUUAUACUGGGAACCACGGCUGUCAAGGUGGCAGCCCACAAGCUGUAUGAAUCCUUAGGGUUCAAACAUGUGGGCAUCAUUGAACACUACACCCUCCCUGGGAUGACACAUUCCAUACUAGAGAGAAUGUUUUUCCAGCUUCGCUACCACCGCUACCGCCUGCAGCUGCGUGAAGAAUAGAAACAAAAGCAAAACAAAGUGUUUUCUCCUAUCCCCCCAAAAUUGCCCUUUUUUUCCCAUUGUUUUUGUUUUCAAUUGUGUUUUGUUUCGUUCCCUCAUUUCAUUUUUAAUUUGCUUUGUACAGCUUGAUUGUACAAAAUAAGGAUCCUUUCUCGCAUGCUGUAGGUGGUGGUGCUGAGGCUGGAAGUACUGCUCUCCUAAUGCAUACAGUGUUAAUGACCUGGUAGGUCAGAGUGGACCUACAGCCUGUUGUUCCAAUCUUACCCAGGUACCUACAUAAAGCACAGAAACUUACAAACAUAAUAGUACCACUGGUCUGGUGUACAUAGUAUUUUUUUUCAAAUGUAAGAUAAUGUAGUGAUGACAUUCAUAAUACAGUAAGUGCAGAAAUAUUACUUGAAUGCAUUUCUCAGUAUUUCAUGCACCAGUAACUAGAAUAUGCAUUCAUCUUACUAUAAAUUACUGGUUAAUAGUUUUCAAAGAAAAUGUGAAAAAAACGCUUGCUACAAUGCAUGAAGAGGAAGUGUGUGCACGCACUCAAACACACAGCACUGCCAUCCAGGCACUGGUGUUGCACUUUUUUUGGAUGUGCCUCAUUCUGCCAAAUAUCUGAAAGAACCUUGGUGCAUCCAGUAACCAUGACUUUUUCUCCAUUCUCAUUUUCCUUCCUAAGCCAGCAAACAGACUUGAACCAUUUGAACUCUGAGCCCCAUUGUAACAUAUUGUAAAGUAAGAUCAAACUUAAAUAUCUCCUGCGCUGUUCUAUAUCCAUGCAUAUCCUGCAGUCCUGGGCCAGACUUCCGCAUGUGCAUUGGAGUUUCUCUUUGCUGCCUUCUGGGUUUGUUUGUUUGGGGUUUUUUUUUUUUUUUUUUUUCAAUUUUAUAUUUGUUUUGGCUUUUGCUGAAUGGUGUCAUUGAAGCAUAAUGGAGGCUGCAGUUUCUAUGGCAACACAUUUGCACAUUAAUGUGAGCAACAAAUCUAAACACUUCAGACAAGCAAUGUGUGACAGAUAAUUGCAUUUUGGGAGUGUGGGGGGGGAAGCAUACAUAUUAUCUUAACCAGCUGCUGUUUAAUAAUUGUAGAUGGCCUCACUGCAGCCUUCCAUAAAAGGUAAUAACUGCUUUAAUGUCAGAUUUGUGAAUUGUACAAUGCAAAAAGCAAUGCAAAGCAGAUUCGGCAUGUGUCUGUACCUAAUAUGUAUGUACAGUGCCUGCCAACAAAAGAAUAACCAAGACUACAGCUUCUUCUAGCUAUACCAAUUUUAUAACUUAUUUAAACAAAUAACAACUUUGCAUGAAUUAUGUCGGGGAAAAAUCAGUAGGUUUUAAUUUUUAAAAUGUGGUAUCAGAAAUAUUAAAAACAUUUCUGGUUGCACUUAAUUUGGUGUGGGUGGUGGGAUUCAGCUAUCUUAUUACAUUUAAAGGGAAACCCCCUUUAACUUAAGUUCCUGGGAAAAAAAGUUACUAUUCUAUGAAGUAUUAUGUGUGUGAGGUGGGGGAAAGAAAACCAUAAGACAAUUGAUAAGGGACUGAACAUAUGUUCCUAACACUUAUAACUAUAGUAGAAGCAACUAGGUAGGAGAGUUUCAGAGAGGAGGGAACAAAUUUAUCCUUGUCAAAUCAAAUAGUGGAGACAAGUAAGAAGGUUACUGGAAAGAAUGAAAGGAAGACCAGACAGAGAAGGCUUAACUAGUAAGAAGUGGGACAGAGAACACACAUGUGAAUUCUAUUGUGAAGUGGAAACUAAAACGCUAGCCUUUCACUUCCAGUCCAGGGUCUUUCCUGCACUGAGAUUCAUCAAUGUAAAGGUAGGAAUUGGGUCCAGAGUUCAUUAGUUCCUAACUAGCUGGUAGCCCAUGGUACUGGCCUGUUAGACAGGAGAGCCAAACUCAGGAGUGUCUGUGCAAUUCCUGCUUACCAAGGGCGGGAGCAUCUCCAUGGGUGUUUCUUUCAAUAGGGAGGAAGCCUGCACAUGCUUAGCAAGUGUUAAGGAGAAAGGCAGCUUUCACAGUAGAGAAAUUGGAGCCUAAUGAGGGCGUGAGGUUAGUCUCCUGAGCCCAGCACUUUCUUUCAUUGUCUGCUCUUGCUUCUAGCUGGCAGGGAGGGAGAACAGCUUCCAGCUUCCAUACACAAUACCAGAUCCAGGAGUGAGCAGGGUGAGAGGUACCAGGGAGUAGGUGUAGGCACAUCCAAGUCAGAAGAUUUUUGUCCUAUUACUCUGUUAAGCAAUUCACACUCUCAGCCCUGGAUUUCUGCCUGCCUCAAUCUAUACCAUACAUAAAAUGGCAGUGCCCUAUGGUAUAUUGUCCCAGUAAUAAAGGGAAAAAGUAGAUAAUGGAGGGCACUAUUUCAAGAGACCAAGAGCUUAAUUAACACAAUUUCUUUGCGGGCUACUAUCUAUUUUUUAAAAGUCUUUCUAUGCUGUACAUUUCUCCUGAAGUGGAGGGUAGGGGUUUUUGUAUAGUGUACAGAAAUUGGCAUAAUAUUUUCUUGCUGCUUUCAGUGAUUUAUUAACCUGAGUAAAAAUAGACCAUUAUAAAGUGUUAGCAAAAGUGAAAGGAAAAAAAAGUUUGUGCCUUUUUUAGUUUAUUUUUUUUCUGUUGCUGUAGAAUCACUGCACUAAAACCUUUCCAGACAAUGAAAAUAACUAGUCUCUUAAUGAAGGGGAAAAUCAUUAAUUUAAUUUUUUUUAUUGAGGUGUCUAAUUAAAAGAAUGUUCUUGGUUUUAUUUGAUACCUGUGCCUUUGUAAUAUGCCUCAUUCAUAUCUAUGUGAUAAGCCAAAACUGGUUCAAAUACCCUAAUCUCCCACAGAGACAGAAACACAGUUAAGUCACCAACUUCCUUUAAUAAUAAAAAAAAAGGUUAAAAUGUAACAUUAUUAUUGUAUCUCUGACUGUAACACCUUUGAUUUGCAUAAGCGAGAUACGCUUUUAAAAUAUGCAACUUGGAAGGUGUUAUGGGAACUCUGUACUUCUAAACAUGUGGGCAGGGCCCUGAAGUUGUAAUGACAGGAAUCAAGAUGCUGCCUCUCAGAGAUUUAUUGUUGUGCAAAUUUAUUUCUCUUAAUGCCUGUGUGAAGUCACCCCUGCUUUGUCAGAAAGGCAUUUUGGAAUAUUUAGUUUGGUGGGAACACCAGGAGCCAUUGUUGUCUGUCCUGUUCGCUAGCUUUAUCUCCAAAAGGAAGUAGUUCUUGCUGAAUGUCUUGCUAUCGUUUUGCCAAACCAUGACACCAGAGUGAUUGGUAGAACUCCUACUAAUCUAAGCCCUGUCUGUGCUGGCAUUCACUGGGAACUCUCCAGCUGCUACAGUAGCUCCACCUCUGGUAGCAGGAGUGAGAGUGCUAGUGUAGACAAGGCUCAGGUAUCUUUAUUGCUGUUUGCUAGAUCUCCUUUGAGUACGGUUAGACAACUCAGAGGUUAAAAACGCCGGAUCCGCCAGUGCAGUCUUAGUUGUUGGACCUGCACUUUUGGGGAAACUUUCCCCAAGCAUGUUAAUCUGGACCCAGCCUUGGAGCCAGAUAAUCUCCUCUAUUUCCUGUAGAAUCUCUGUGGACUUCAAGCUACAGACUACUAAUGCUUAUCCCUUCCCAUCAGAGGGCCCACUCCUGCAGUCCCUACCCAGACAAGUCUCCCAGUCUGCAUAGAGACAGCAAGAUCAAAGACUUGUUUUUGUUUUUAUCCACCCAGAGUCUCAGAUUUUAUAUAUUUAAAUGGCAUCAUAAAAGAUGGUUACAUCCAUUUUUCUCAUCCAUUGCAAGAACCCCAGAGCACAUGUGAUGUGACACUUCUCACCACAAAAACUCCCAGCUUUGCAUUGCGUAUUAAAAUGCAGCUUGCUCUGAACCUACUGCUGCUGGAAGCCAUAUUGCUGGACAGACAUCUUGUGACAAUACCAGUCCUCCUUCAUUCUGCUUGAA